Molecule: messenger RNA, 3438 nt
Organism: Naegleria lovaniensis
Lineage: Eukaryota; Heterolobosea; Eutetramitea; Acrasida; Naegleriidae
Exons: 2
Coding region: 1-3438 (1145 amino acids)
Biological process (GO): proteolysis
Cellular component (GO): cytoplasm
Molecular function (GO): protein binding; calcium-dependent cysteine-type endopeptidase activity
Source: RefSeq, a predicted model, not a curated record
AUGGCCUCCUCUUCUUUCAUCAUUAACAACGAUGAUGAAUAUUACAUUCGGGUCUUGGAGAAUAAUUCAUCCAUUCCUCUCCAACGAACACAAUUUCAAUCUGGAACCGAAUUAUUUCAGAAAAAGCAAUAUGAUAGAGCCAUUGAUCUUUUGAGUCAAUGUUUGAAUCAAUUUCAAACGGAACGAAUAUUGUUGGAAGACUUGGAUGGCCACAAUUCUUCAUUCAUUCAAUUGUCAUCAUCCAAUUGGAAACAGAUAGCAGCUUUGGUGGAUAAGUCUUCUUUGGAAUUAGUUGCAAAAGUACUCAUUACAAGAGGAUUGUGCUUUUAUAAUUCUACACUUUCAUCUUCUCUUUCGGAAUCGGAUCGGGAGCUCAAAUUUCAAAAAGCAAUUCAUGACUUUAACAACGUUUGCCAACAUUUUAAACUCUACAAAAAGUUAUAUUUUGCAGAGAAUGAAUACGAGUACUUGCUUUACAAGGAUUGGGAGGCACUGAAUUUGUUCUUGUCAAGUAUGAAGGCGCAUUUUCUUGAAGCAAGAUGUCUGCAACAAAUGAAAGAACGGUCACCUUUGCGAUUAUCGAACGGAGGAGAUGAUGAGCUGUCCUCAUCACCCACGUUGGAGACGGCAAUUACAUGUUUCAGCGAAGCAAUUUCAAUGGCCAAAGAUUUAAAACAACACUUGGAUAUUGUUGCAAAUGUGAACAAUUGCACAGCAACUUUGGAACAAUUGCCACAAUAUUUUCUGAAUAGAGGAUUGUGUUACAAUGACAUUGCUUCGUAUGAAUUGGCCAUAUCAGAUUUCACAACAUUGAUCAGUAUGACCGAAAAAGAAAGUUCAUCAUCGUCAUUGACUCAAGCCAAAAAGCAAUCACAAUUACUCAUUGCCUACCACAAUAGAGGUAUUGCACAUGCAUCGGAGAGACAUUAUAAUGAAGCCAUCGAAGAUUUUACCAUAGCCAUUUCAUGUUUCAAUUCAUUUACAGAAAAUAGCAGUGAAAAGAAACAGAACUUGGAGAAUUACGUUCAAACUCUUAAUCAAAGAGCUAGAAUUUUGCAAAAAUACAUUGCAGACCACAUUUUCGAAUGCAAAAGCAGCAAAGAUGAAAAACUUACAUCCAAAAUUGUCAAGUACAAGAAAAUGGCAUGUGACGACUAUGACCUGGUGAUCAAGCUGAAUCCAAGCAACACCUAUCCCUAUCGAUUUAAUGCCUCUCAACUUUUAAUACUGGUUGCAAAUAGUAUGGACCAUUUUCGUCCCAAACAAGAAAUUGAGGAAAGCUAUCUUAAAGCUAUACCACAUCUGAAAGAUUGUAUAUCCCAAAAACCAUCAUUCUUUAAAUUAUACUUGGAUUUGGCAAGAUGUCUCCAAAAAACGAAUCAGAAUAAGAACUCGGAAGAGUUAGUGAACUUGUACGACAAAUCCAUUCAAUUGAUGGAAACAGAAAUUGAAGGAAAAUGGAUUUCAAAGACUCAAAAGGCCAAUAUUUAUUUUGAGCGAGGAGUGUUAAAUAACAAACUACCAGACAAAGCUGAUCAAUCAAUUUCAGAUUUUACAAAGGCCAUAUCCUUUAACUCCGAAUUCACAGAUGCAUACUUUAACAGAGCUUUAAUUUAUUAUUUAAAGAAAAAGAAGUUUGACCUAUCAAUGCAAGAUUUGAGAAAGGUAGUUGAAAUUAAUCCUAAUGACAUUGAAGCUCAUUUAGAAAUUGUUAUGAUUAGCGUAGAGUUGAGAAAGUUCGAAGAUGCCAAGAAGGUAUUGCAAACGAUACUGGAGCUAGAUCCAGACAAUGCUAUUGCACUUAAUUAUAUGGAACAUCUUAGAAAUCAUACAGAGAGUGAAAUUUCUAGUAGGUCCCAUGUCAUGCGUGAAGAGCAUGCAUUCGACGAAGACAUGGAAGCCCAAAAGAAAAAGAAAGGUACAUCUGACAAGUCCUUGAAAAAUCUCUUCAAGAGAAAAGACUCCAAGUCACGGGAAGAAAAGGAUCCAAGCGAGGAACACGAACAAUCUUCCAACGGAAAGAAAUUAUUUUUCGAUCCUAAUUUUCCACCAGGAACAAAAUCUUUACUUGGAACAGGAAAUUUGGCCGAAUUUCAAUUACCAGCACACAUUAAGAAUUUGGAAACGGGAAUUGUAUGGCUUCGGCCUCAUGAAAUUGCAGGUGUGACAAAACCUUCUCUUUUUGUUGACGGUCAUGAUUUUGGAGAUGUCAUGCAAGGAGCUCUUGGAAAUUGUUGGAUCAUGAGUGGUUUUUCCAUUGUUGCCAAUUAUCCUCAUCUCAUGAAGAAAAUUAUUUUAGAGUCAAAAUGUGAUCCAUCCAUUGGAAAGUACACAUUCUGCUUUUUCAAAGAAGGAGAAUCUAAACAAGUUGUUAUUGAUGAUUUAAUACCUUGUGAUGCCCUUUCGAGAAGUUAUCUAUUUUCAUGUUCCAGAGAUUCCAAUGAAUUAUGGGUUCCCCUGUUAGAAAAGGCCUAUGCUUCUCUCUAUGGAAAUUAUUAUGCAUUAAUGGGUGGUCAUUUGAAAGAUUCGCUUGUGGACCUCACUGGUGGUAUUCCUUUCACUUGUAAAGUGAGUUCACAAAAUAUCGAAGAGAUUUGGAAUUUAGUGUGUUCUCUUCCUAAACAAAAUACUGACCUCACACGUUGCAAAUCUAUCAAAUUAAUGGGAGCUCGAUCGGAAACAUCUGCCUCCGACUUUACUGGUAUUAUUAAUUUUCAUGCUUAUGCAAUUAUUGAAGCUAUUGAAUUGCCAUCUCAUCUCACCAAUGGAAAAAGAGUGCGUUUAAUCAAAAUGAAAAAUCCAUGGGCAAACUCUACAGAAUGGCGUGGCGAUUGGUCUGAUAGCAGUUCAUUGUGGACUCCAGAGCUCAGAAAAUUUGUUGGAAAUCAAUUUAAUACUCAAGAUGGAAUCUUUUUCAUGUCACUUGAGUAUUUCGCCGUACAAUGGAAUUUAAUUGAAGGUGUUGAAGUUUUCAAUCCUUCUAAUUGGAGUCAAUACAUUACGAGAGGAUUUUUUGACGCUAAUAUUCGAUCAGAUAAUGAUUGGACUGCUGAUUUGCUCGAGGAGACACAAUUCUUGAUAGAAAAUCCAACAGAUAAUAAUCGUAUUAUCAUAUCGUUAGCUCAAUUUGAUACAAGAUAUGACUAUGAUAAGAAGAAUACAGAUUCAUGCAUUGCCAUUCAUUUAUUACAGUAUGACAAACCAUUUGCUGGAAGAAAUAGUUCAAGAAUUAACAAGAUUCAGAAAAAGUCCAUUCUCGUUCAAAAUGAAUACAUGGAAGAUCGAGAAGUGGUGAUCGAUAAGGUCCUACCCGCUGGAACCUAUGUUGCCAUUCCGCACGAAUAUUUCACCACUAAUUGUGCAGAUGCUGAAUGUGGAUCGUACACUCUCAGGAUUGUUUCUGAAAAGAAAGUCAAUAUCUUUGAGUUAAAACCUUAA